GUAGGGACGUGAAAAUUUGUCACCUUUAUGUCACCUUAAUUCAAAAGUGUGACGAGAACAAACGUCCGAACAAUGUAGUUUUGUAAAUAAGCACGAAUAAGAGGACUUUAAGUUUGUACAUUCCAAUCGAUUGUUAAAUAGGAAGCUCGAUCAAUAAUUCGGAAUGAAAGAAGGAUUGAAUUGGAUCAUGUUUACAUGUUAACAAAAGGGAUUUUGCAAAGAAUGCUUAUUUCGUAUUGAAUUCGAAACUCGGGUUAUUUUAAACAUCUGCGUUUAUAAAUACGGAUGGUAUGUGUAAAACAUUGUUUUGUUCACUCGUUGGAUAUAUCUUCAUAAAGGUACGCCUAAAAUCAUGGAUUAACUCCUUUCACAGAACCUGAUAUACUGCUGCCACCCCUGUACCGAAAGAAGGAAGUUUAAACAGAAAACGACACAUGAAACAUAAAUUUUGUGUUCGAUAUUUUCCUUACAUGGUUUAAGUUCAUGUACUAAAAUAUUGAAAUAGCGAGGCAUAUCAACUAACAAAUAUAGGAUAAUAACCGGUAAGGCUUCUUUGUUUCGCAAUAAGCAGCGUUAUUGAUCACAGGCAAUAUUAAGUUAUACACAUGAAAUGGACAAAAGCGUGGCAAACCAAUGUUGAUGUGACGAACAUCCGGUGAUGCGUUAACCGCCGGACUAGAAACCAAUUGGAUUACGCAGGAACUGACAACAGACGGAAAGCCAUGGCCAGCAUAGAGGUUGAGCAAAGCUCAAUAGAGGUCGGCGGAUCCCGACAAUCAACGUUGAUUCCCGCCCCGCCGGCGUCGGCGUUUGGCGAUGACGACGAGGACUAUAGACGCGUUACCAAGCAACAACAUGACGCCGAAGUGGCGCGAGAAAAGCCGGGAAAACGCGAGUCGGGGACAAAGUUUGGCACUGCCACUCUCUCAAAGGCAUCAAAGGGAUUUGAAGAAAUGCAAGCCGUUCUGGAAAUGGAGCGCAAAAGCUCUAUUCUCAAUCCCGACGAUGAACAAAAUGGCGGCGAUGGUUCUUCGGAGAACUCCGCUGACCAAUCAACGGGCGACUCUGAUGAGUCUGCGUACUCGUCGAACGGAAGUUGGAAAACAUUUGCGCAAACGAAAUUCCAUGGCAAGACUUCACACAGCUAUUGCUGCGCACCUCUUCAACACCCGUUGCUGCCAAAACGCGACCGGGCUGAUCAUUUGGCCGCCCUAGCGUCAUGGGUGACCCUGCUGCGAAUCAUGGGCGACCUGCCAGAAACCGAAUAUGGGGAGUCGUUCACUAUAGCUGGGGACGAUCCAGUAGUGUUACAGGAAAUUCCAAUAGAAUUCACUCAGCAAACUAUCAACGUUGUUCAGCGCGUGCGAGACAACUUCCUCCGGAAGUACACGAAGAAAGACAUAGACGAUGCAUACAAAAAAUACUCCGAUCUGUUCCGGGACCCUGUGGCGAGCGAGGUGACCAGCGCACCUUUCCUGCAGGACAACAGGGAGUCCAUGCUGGAGAAGGUCCAAUAUAUCACAUCUAUGGGUAUCUACAAGGCCGACCUCAGGGACGAGAUUUACUGUCAGGUGUGCAAGCAGCUGACCAACAACCCUUCCCGGAACAGCUCCAUACGCGGCUGGGUGAUGCUCUACAUAUUCGCCGGAAGCUUCCUGCCGUCGGAACGGUUCGCCCCGGUGCUGCUUGCGAUGCUGCGUGACGGCCCCACGGAACAAGCCCAGCGCGUGGAGAGACAUCUAAGGCGGGCCUUCCGGACGGGAACCAGGGGACAGCCGCCCAGCUGGCUGGAAUUCCAGGCGGCCAAGAACGCCAAGCCGGUGUUACUUCCGGUGAUUCUGAUGAACUCUGCGCGUCUGCUGGUGGAGGCUGACUCCGCCACCACCGUUGGCGAGCUUUGUGCGCAGAUCAGUCACGUGAUCGGGCUGGAGGAUCGCAGCGGUUUCUCCAUCUACAUCACCCUUGGCUCCCGAAUCGCCUGCCUUGGUCACGGCAUGCACCGCAUAAUGGACGCCAUUUCUGAGUGCGAGACCCACACGCGCGAACAGGGAUUGCGCGAGAGCAGCAGCGCCUGGCGCCUCUACUUCCGGCGGGAGUUUUUCACUCCUUGGUACGAGCCCGGAAAUGACGUGACGGCAUCGGAACUCACGUAUCGCCAGAUCAUGAGAGGCGUGUCGGUGGGAGAGUAUAAGUGCGAUAAGGAGGAAGUUUUGGUACUCAUGGCCGCCCAGAAAUACUUCAUUGACAACGACGGUGACGUCGAUUCGACAAAGAUAGAAGAGUUCGUAAAAUCAUGGCUUCCGAAAGAACAUCUCUCCGCGCACGAGCCAUCGUAUUGGGUCGAAAAAGUCAAGAAAGAGAUUGAAAACGAUUUUCUUAAAGAGAAACCGAAUUUGGUCUCGCUCAAAUCAGAUAUUGUGACCUUUGCAAUGAACAAGUGGUAUAACCUGUUUUCGCGAUUUUACGACGUGGACAAAGUUGUCGGUCCAAGUGGUUCUUGGACGAAUGUGAUUAUUGGGAUUAACUGUAAGGGAUACAAUAUAAUGGACGAGCAGGAGAACGUGAAAGUGCAUUUGUCGUUUAUAGAGAUUACACGUAUAAGCAAAGGGAGGCACACGGUGUCGGUGACCACGGUGCAGGGUGACGAGUACACGGUGACCUCUAUCCAUACGGAGGACCUUUUUGACCUCCUGUCCACAUGUCAGACGGGCUUGAGGAGGAGGUCGAAGUACGGCAUCGUCGUGCACGACGCCUCGCAUUUCGAGAGUGCAAUAGGUUUCGGGCUCGUCAAGGGUGACCUGGUGCGGUUCGACCUCCCGUUCGAGGAGUUCGGUGAGGCCGACGUGUACCGGGGCAUCGUCAUGAGGAACGGCAAACACGGCAACAUACCCCGUGAUGUCAUCUACGUGCUGCCCACCACGGAGGAACCACCAGCUAAUGUCAUGGGAAUGUUGACUUUGCAACUGAAGAAAGAGUGGUCCAACGUGUCCUCAGCCCCAAGCAAAACGCCCGGAAUGGAAGGACACACCCUGCAGGCGUAUGCCAAAUUACACUUUAGGCAAGCCAGCGAGACCGCAGUGGGCAAGCUGCUCUCAAAGGCGUCCCUGAAACGGAAGGACAAGGAACACGCGUGGAAGUUUACGAAGGACGCCAUGAAGAAGCCGCUCCUAAGACGCACCGGACUCCGUGAGGACCUCCGUAGAGCCGCCGUCCGCAGUUUCAAUGCAAUUCAAAUGUACAUGGGCGACAUGGCGAAAAAAGAGCCAGUAACAGACUCGAUACUACUGAAUGAGAACAUUAUAGACGUUGCCAUGAGAAAUCGCUAUUUGCGAGACGAGAUCUUCUGUCAGGUCAUGAAACAGUUGACGGAGAAUCCGAACAAACUGAGCGAGGAGCGUGGCUGGCACGUGAUGUGGAUGCUGCUCACAUGCACAUUCCCGCAGUCGGAACUCCUCGACGAGCUAGAGAUGUUCCUGAGAACAAACCCCAAUGUGUUCGCCAAGAGAUGUCUCGAAAAGCUGCACAUGACCAAAAGGGAUGGCUGCCGGUACACGCCACCCCAUCAAAUGGAAUAUGACGCUCUGGCUAAUCGCCAUCCAGCUGUAGAGUAUCAAGUGCUCUUCCCGGACCAAUCAAAACAGAAAAUUGAAGUGGAUUCCAGUACGCGAAUGUGCGACGUUCACAGCAAAAUAGUAAAGAAAUUACAGCUGAAAAAUUCCGAGGAAUACGGACUAUUCUUUGGCCUUAAAGACAAAGACAGUGUUGGAAAGCUAUUGAACGUUGCCUAUUGGGACUACUUCUUCGACUAUCUGUCGCACAUUCAGCGAUAUUACAUGAAAUCCACAGGAUCACAUGAACAGACAGAAGCCAACAUGAUCCCUCCUGUCCUGAUAUUCAUGAAGAAACUAUGGAUGAACGCCAUUCCGGGACGAGACAAACUUGCAGAUAGCAAGUUUCAUUUCCCUCAGGAGGUGCCGAACUUCCUGCGCGGCUACCACGCGUGUUCAGACGCGGAAUGCGUCUCCCUGGGGGCGCUGUUGUUCAAGGCCAAGUAUGGAGACGAGAAACAACCCCUUGACCAUAUAGAGGAUGUGAUACCAACGCUUCUACCAAGAACAAUAAUUGAGGGCAAACCACCAUCAGAGUGGAAAAAGCUGCUGCAAGCCAACAUUGCGCAGUUAAAAUUUCCGACGAAAGAAGAUGCCAAAGUCGCCUUUUUGAAGAUGCUCAGUAAAUGGCAGACAUAUGGAUCUGUUUUCUUUGAAGUUCGGCAACGGAGCACCAAGACCUACCCGAAGGACCUCAUUGUUGCCGUGAAUCACAACGGGGUUGGGCUGGUGGACACUGCUUCAAAGGAGGUGCUGGUGAUGCAUAGCUUCGACAAAAUCCCCAACUGGGCGUUUGACGAGCAUUCCUUUACCCUGGUUAUUGGCGAGGGAUCCAGCACAUCGAAGAUCUACAUGGAAACCACCGUGGGUCACAACAUGGAUGACCUGAUAAUGUCCUACGUGGGCUACAUAAUGAAUACUCAGAUCAAGAAGAAACCUUCGUAUGCAGGCAUAGUGGUGGGCGAGUCCGUCUGCUAGGCCUCUUUGCCAGGAAGGCGGUGGAUUAUUGAUGCCACAACCACCAGUACUCAGCAUCCAUCUAAUCCUGAGCCUGGAUGUUUCUGAGCAGCGCCGAUGGUUGCUUGGUUGACGACCGGAUUGUAUUAUGCCGCGGUAGUGACCACUUUACAGGCUGAGAAACAAACUAAAACCACUUACAAUAUUUAAGUAAUGAUAGGUGUCCAACCGCUAAAAAUGUUGAAAAGACGUUACUAAUAUAAAUGGCAACUUUGUUUACAGCCGUUGAAUCAUGUGCGCUACUUUAUGUACGUUUUUAUCAUUUGUCGGAAACAUGACGAGAAAUAAGGUUACACAUUAAUCAAACUGUAUUGUUUGUUGUUAAAAGCAAAAACAAUAUCGUCUCGUGUAUUAACAAUAUGGUAGAAUCAUUAAUAUGCAAUGUGCCGUUUGUUUAAAGGUAUAUUCAUUGCCAGAGUGUUCAGCUCUAUAUCAAAAGCCCCAAAUCCGUAGGAUCCAUCACCAUCUGUGUACACGAUUUCUCAUCCUUUGGAUACACGUUAUUUGCAAACUGGUCACUGUUUUACAUUCAAUGAUUCAUUUAUAUGAUCUGUUCUUUUAAAUUGAGUGUUGAAACUUGUCGAAAAUAAAUGAAGCUUAAGAAAAGAAAACUUGUCUUUCAAGUUUUUAAAAAUUGCAAGUAUUUAUUUAACAUGUGUGUUAUAUACAAAAACCCUUGCUUAUGUUAAGCUCUAUUUGCGAAACGAUCAUUGAACAUGGGCAAUGAUUGAGCAUUUUGCUUAGGAAGAUAUUAUAAAUAGCUGUAUAACACAAAUGUGGGACAAUAUUUUUUAAUUGUUUAAUUAAUAUUUGCAUUACUCUCAUAGUAAAUGUUUUGCGAUAUGCUUAUAUAUUAUCAAAAUUUGUCAUCAUAUAUAUCUCUAGUUUAAUCAGUGUUUCUUUAAGUAUUUAUACUUUUGAUGAAACGCAAUUGUGUUUUUUUAUUUUAUAUUACUUAUUUUGUAUAAUUAUUUAUUGAGAAAUGUCUUUAAUUAAUGUGUAUAUAAAAGUAACCAACCAUAAGUCGUGCAUUUUCAAAAUGAACCCCCGAUGAGCAAACUAAGGAUUAUUUCGGUUUCCCCCGGUUAAAGCCGCAACGCGCAGGACAACAACCUCCCUUUGAUUAAACUAAUGACUUCAUUUGAUAUAACUGCGUUUUUCUGGAAAAUGGUGCCAUUUUCCUUUGUUUGUUUUUAAAGUAAAUAUCACAAGCUCAGAGCAAAUAAUUGGAUGAAUAUAAUACCAGGUAAGUGUUAAAUUUUUUUUCUCGGCGAAAACAUGAACCGCUCGCUGAGUAUUCUCUCUACAUGUUUAUUUAUGUGGCUUCCAUUUUAUUAUCAUAGUAUUUUUUUGUUUUUCCAACAUAUCAAUCACCAUGUAUA
This is a messenger RNA of Dreissena polymorpha, 6007 nucleotides long. RefSeq names its product myosin-VIIa-like. The transcript has 31 exons. The record is from RefSeq and is a predicted model, not a curated record. Lineage: Eukaryota; Metazoa; Mollusca; Bivalvia; Myida; Dreissenidae. Bases 723 to 4586 code for a protein of 1287 amino acids. Gene Ontology annotation, cellular component: cytoskeleton.